This is a messenger RNA of Salarias fasciatus (jewelled blenny), 810 nucleotides long. It is a transcript of the gene cfap184, whose product is annotated as cilia and flagella associated protein 184. Lineage: Eukaryota; Metazoa; Chordata; Actinopteri; Blenniiformes; Blenniidae. The coding region runs from base 227 to 739 and encodes 170 amino acids. The transcript has 3 exons. Gene Ontology annotation, cellular component: ciliary basal body; axoneme. The record is from RefSeq and is a predicted model, not a curated record. Gene Ontology annotation, biological process: cilium assembly.
GACCCCAGAGGGAGAACCGGCCGCCGUCGACCUGCUGGUAGCCGUGCCACCUGCGGUGGUUCCCGAUCUCCGCGCCCGCUGAGAAGCACUCCGGGCACAGCUCGAUGUCGGGGCACUCGGUGCAGCGGAGCCGCAGGUGGAAAGUGAGCGUCGAGCCCUCAGCCAACUCCUGGGGGAAGGAGGGGCUCCGGCGGUGGCGGCCGGGGUGGAUGUGCAGCUCCGGCAGAUGAUCGAGUUGUGCCGGGGGAACAACAAGCUGAGGGCGAGGAUCAGCAGGCUGGAGGAGGAGCUGUCCGUCAGGGAGGAGACGGCGGCGGACCCCCUGCUGCUGCAGUUCAAGCAGCUGCAGCUCGCCAGGAUGGAGCAGGAGAGGGACAUGGAGAAGCACGAGGAGCACUCCAAGCUGCAGAGGAAGCUGGCCACGUCGCUGGAGCGUCUCACCAACGUGAAGGCUAAGCUGGACUUCAGCCAGAGGGAGGCGCAGGCCAGGCGGCGCCAGCUGGCCGAGGUGGAGGCCGCCCUGGCAGACAGGAGGGAGGCCCUGACCCGGAUCAGGCGGACCCGCGACAAGCUGCAGAGAGAAAGCCUGAGGCUGAGGGAGGAGCAGGGACUGUUUGGAAACAAGAACCUGCUGCGGGACUUCGAGGACACCGUGGACGCCGCACACCGCCUGGAGGAAAGGCUGCAGCAUCUGAAGGCUCGGCAUGCCCAGACUGGAAGAAAGGCUGCUGAUCCCUGAGCGAUCCUGAUGCUGCUGUCACUUUUACACCAAUAAACUAAAUACGUCACGUUCAAGGAAGAAACAUAUAU